Messenger RNA from Galendromus occidentalis (western predatory mite), 3372 nucleotides. It is a transcript of the gene HisT, whose product is annotated as Histamine transporter. Gene Ontology annotation, molecular function: heme binding; heme transmembrane transporter activity. NCBI's taxonomy places the organism in Eukaryota, Metazoa, Arthropoda, Arachnida, Mesostigmata, Phytoseiidae. The transcript is spliced from 17 exons. Gene Ontology annotation, cellular component: membrane. The record is from RefSeq and is a predicted model, not a curated record. Gene Ontology annotation, biological process: transmembrane transport; heme export. The coding region runs from base 164 to 3085 and encodes 973 amino acids.
GUUCAUGUACAGCUUCUCUGACAGACGCGGCGCUCUUCUUUUUCAAAGCGCUCUCGCGUCUGUUCGUCGCAUCUGGAUAAUCUGCGGCGCGAAUCGCUGCAGUUGUCAGCGCGGAAAUUUUCGUCGUCGGUUACUCGGAGCCGAUAUCCAAUAGGUGCUUCUGAUGGAGGGAGCUGCGACAGGUGCCAAAUCGACCCUUGUCGAAGGUGGCCCGCAGCCGAAUGGACCUGUCGAGGGCAUCACCAGAGUUUACCCAUAUCGUUACGCAAUCCUAUUCUUGUUUUGUAUGUACUCAUUGGCAAACGCUUUCGGUUGGGUAGAAUACUCGAUCAUUCACGACAUUGUCAAAGAUCAUUACAACAUAGAAAACGACGAGACCGUGAACUGGACGGCACUCCUAUACUCGGUCUCCUAUAUUCCGCUGAUUUUUCCGGCAACAUGGCUUAUGGAGAAGAAAGGUCUCCGCUUCGUCAUCAUUCUCGGCGCAUUCGGCACAGCGCUAGGCUCGUGGAUAAAGGUUUUCAGCUGUGAGCCACACCAAUUUUGGAUCACUAUGACGGGACAAGCGAUUGUUGCUUGCUCGCAAAUUUUCAUCCUGUCGAUACCUCCGCGAUUGGCUGCUGUAUGGUUCAGUUCCGAAGAAGUUUCGAGAGCUUGCGCCAUCGGUGUUUUCGGCAACCAGGUGGGCAUAGCGCUCGGUUUUGUUCUUCCGACCAUUAUUGUGCCUUCGUCAGAUCAGCCACACGAAGUGGCUGCCGGCCUCCGAACUCUGUUCAUCGGUGUGGCCGUUGCAACCACGCUCAUUUUCUUCGCUAUAAUCUUCGCUUUCAAGGAGAAGCCCGAUAUACCGCCAAAUAGAGCUCAAAUCACGAGCGAGAUCGACUCGGAUUAUCUGCGGACGAUGAGGCACCUGUUCUCCAACAUGCCUUAUGUCCUGCUUUUAAUCUCUUACGGUGUCAACGUCGGGGUCUUCUAUGCGAUCUCGACCUUGUUGAAUCAGGUUGUUACCAAGUACCUAAAGGGUCAAGAUAAAGCGAUAGGUUUCAUGGGACUCUCAAUGGUUGUUGCCGGAAUGUUCGGUUCCGUCAUCUGCGGCGUGAUCUUGGACAGAACCAAAAAAUUCAAAGAGGUCACUCUAGCCCUUUACCUGCUCACCGCUCUGCUGAUGUUUGCCUACACGUUCGUCUUGAGUGCGAGAUCGCUCCCGAUCAUCUUCGUGACGAUUGCGUCGCUGGGUUUCUUCAUGACGGGAUACAUUCCGAUCGGUUUCGAACUAUCGUCUGAACUCACCUAUCCCGAACCGGAGUCCACCUCGUCUGGACUCUUGAAUGCUUCCGCUCAGAUUUUCGGGAUUCUCUUCACUCUCGGAGCAACGAGAAUCGAAUCAUCUCUCGGGGAUAUAACUGCCAACGUUGCCUUGAGUUUAUGUCUGAUCGUCGGAGUUGUCAUGACAGGUUUCAUCAGGUCGGAUCUGAGGAGACAAAAAGCUUUCGAGGGCAACGUGGUCAAAGUGUACAGCAUCGAAGCGGAGAACCGUUGUCGGGAGAAAAUUGGUCGCUUCUCUAGUCUCAAGAUCUGCAUGAAACUAUUGUUAGACACGCAAUUGACGAUUAAAAUUCGCGACGCUUCCACGGUGUAUCGCAUGCGGAUUCCGGUGGGCAGUCUAUAUCUCGGUUAUCCCCUGCAUGAAGUGAAAAGUUCGAUCGGAGAAUUUGGAAAAGUCAUUAAGGCCAUGGAGCCUCCAUCGAAGAUCGAGAGACGGGAAGACGAUGAAGCGACGUCGUCCGGCAUAGAAGUUUAUCGUUAUCGUUUCGUUGUCUUGUUCCUAUUCUGUUGCUUCUCAAUGUCGAAUGCCUUUCAAUGGGUCGAGCUCUCGAUAAUCCAGUCGAUUGUGAUGAAGUACUAUAAUGUCAAUGAGACGGCGGUCAACUGGACAGCGACUGUAUACUGCGCAACAUACAUCCCUCUGAUAUUCCCUGCGAGCUGGUUGAUGGGUAAGAAAGGUUUGCGCUUCGUGAUCCUCAUCGGAGCCUUCGGAACCACCCUCGGAGCCUGGAUCAAGGUGUUCGGCGUCGCUCCGGACAGAUUCUGGCUCCUCAUGGUGGGCCAAACCGUGGUAGCGAGUUCCCAGAUUUUCGUGCUAUCGAUCCCACCACGGCUCGCAGCAGUUUGGUUCAGCCCGGAUGAGAUCUCACGCGCCUGUGCUGUGGGAGUUUUCGGCAACCAGGUGGGGAUUGCUCUGGGCUUCCAGAUUCCAACGUUGUUAGUCCCGAACGUCGCAGACCUCCAUUUAGUGGAACAGGGCUUGAAAACCUUAUCCUACGGAGUCGCUGCCGUCUCUACAAUCGUUUUCGUGGCUGUUCUGAUAGGUUUCCGCGAAAAACCACCAUGCCCUCCGAACUUGGGUCAGCUGGAAGAGAAGGAGCCUGAUUAUGGUCAAACAAUGAAGAAUUUGGUCAAGAACCGGUCUUACAUUCUCCAUCUGAUCGCUUACGGAAUCAAUACCGGAACUUUUUACGCCAUCUCCAUCCUGCUGGAUCAAAUCCUCUCGAGAUAUUUCAAGGGACAGAACUCGACCAUUGGUUUCAUGGGAUUCGCUCUGGUAAUCACUGGCAUGAUAGGCUCCGUCGUCUGCGGUGUCCUACUUGACAAAACGAAAAAAUUCAAGGAAAUAACUUUGAUGGUUUACCUGCUGUCCACCUUAGGCAUGUUUGCCUACACAUUCGUUCUGAGCGCUGGUAGCAUCUGGCCGACGUUCGCCGUGAUUUCUGCGUUGGGUUUCUUCAUGACCGGCUAUCUACCGAUCGGUUUCGAGUUCGCUUCUGAAUUGACUUACCCUGAGCCAGAGGGCACGACCUCAGGACUGCUGAAUGCAUCCGCUCAAGUAUUCGGCAUUCUGUUCAUGUCAGUCGCGUCCAUGUUGGACACUCGCUUCGGUGACGUCGUUUCGAAUUUGACCCUGGGAAGUUUCAUGAUAAUUGGAACAAUACUCACAGUCCUGUGCAAAGCGGAUCUUCGGAGACAGCGCGCAUUCGGAGCUCUCCUGAAUCCUAUCACUCCGUCGAGCGUCGUGACAGUCUCUUAGCUGUUAAACGCUGUAAUAUUUUUAACCAUGAAGUUCGAUCCUCAUUGAGAUUACGCGUAAGGCGGUGUAUAGACUCACAUUUAUAAAUGUCCAACGAGCACUGAACACCCGGGGAGAACCUCAUCACCUAACAAGCCCACUAAGAGCUGAUUCUAUGGAAAAGACGGAGGCCCGAGCUAUUUUAGGAUGAAAGUACCGUAUUCGGAGAAAUGUCUCGCCCGAGUCUCCGCGAAGAUUGUAAAUAUUGAACCCCUGGAGGUCCGGGAUCGUGACUUCGUAUAUAGAUG